UAUGGGCCGUUGGAUUUUGUCGGUUGAUUGGCAUUGCUUUGAAUUAUUAAUUUUGAUUUUUCAUUGUAAGGUCAUUUUUACCCCUGUCACGUUUUUUAUUUUAUUUUAUUCCCACAUUCUUCUCAACCAACUGGUUACAAAUGGCGAAUUCAUCCACUCCUUCCAACGAUGGGAUUCCUUACAGUUUCUUUUCCGUUCCUAUGUUCAAAUACUUCAUUAAUUUCCACAAACAGAUAUGGCGACUGGAUUAUACACUGUGGAGAUAAGAUAAAACGUACCAUUUUGAUGUCAUCUGUAACGCUUCUUUAGUCGGGUGUCUUUGCUACCAUUAAAACUGUUUGUUGAAGCUUCUUCUUCUUCUUCCUCCCAGAAAUCAUGAUAAAUGAACUAUCUUAGAACAAAUAACAAAACCCAAUUACCUUUCUUAGCAUCGUUCAAUAUUUUCUCUCAACCCAAACAUCAAAUCCAUUUUCUCUCCACUUAUUUCAAAGUAAAGAAUGGUGGAGGUGCCAGUUUUCCAACCCAACUGGUUUACCCCAAUUACGUGAACAAGAAAAUCACAACCGUUCAGUUGAAUCAAUCUCCAUCGUUGGCUCAUUUUGGUUCUGGUGAUGUAGUCUCGUCAAAUAAGUUAAUCACGAAUUAUAUUCGAUUCGGGGAUUUGGGUUCUGCUCUUAAUGUGUUUGAGAGAAUGCCCGUGAGGACUACAGUUACUUGGAAUUCAAUCUUAUCUGGAUUUGCGAAGAAGCCUGGGAAAAUGAAAGAAGCCCAUGAACUGUUUGAUAGAAUUCCUGAACCGGAUACUGUUUCGUAUAACACUAUGUUGGCUUGUUAUCUGCACAAUUCUGGCGUUGAAUCCGCCAUGGGGUUCUUUAACAAGAUGCCUUUCAGGGAUUCUGCGUCUUGGAAUACGAUGAUAUCGGGUUUUAUCCGAAAUGGGAAGAUGGAGAGGGCUCGUGAAUUGUUUCUUGAAAUGCCAGAGCAGAACAGUGUUUCUUGGAGUGCUAUGAUUUCAGGGUACGUGGAGUUUGGGGAUUUGGACUCUGCAAUUGAGUUUUUUGAGUUAGCACCUGUUAAGAGCGUUGUGGCUUGGACUGCCAUGGUUACUGGUUAUAUGAAGUUUGGGAAGAUUGAAUUAGCAGAGAAAAUGUUUCAUCAUAUGCCUGUGAAGAAUGUAGUGAGCUGGAAUACUAUGAUCUCGGGUUAUGUUGAAAAUGGUCGAGCAGAGGAAAGUUUGAAGCUUUUUCGGGCAAUGAUUCAAUCCGGUAUUAAGUCGAAUUCAUCGACUUUGAGUAGUGUUCUAUUGGCUUGCAGUAACCUAUCGACCCUGCAGAUGGGAAAGCAAGUACACCAGUUGAUUUAUAAAUCUCUGUUGUAUGAUGACACAACUGCAGGGACUUCAUUAAUCAGCAUGUAUUGUAAAUGUGGAGAUUUGAAGGAUGCUUUGAAAUUGUUUCAUGAAAUUCCUAGAAAAGAUGUUGUUUCAUGGAAUGCAAUGAUUACUGGUUAUGCUCAACAUGGAGCAGGUCAUGAAGCUCUUAAUCUGUUCAAUGAAAUGAAAAGAGAAGGAGCAAAGCCAGAUUGGAUCACUUUUGUAGCUGUCUUAUCAGCUUGCAACCAUUCGGGAUUAGUUGAUAUCGGUAUGCAAUAUUUUGACACAAUGAUUAGGGACUAUGGAGUUGAACUUAAGCCAGAGCACUAUACUUGCAUGGUUGAUCUCCUUGGGAGAGCUGGUAGGCUCAUUGAAGCUGUGGAUUUGAUAAAGAAAAUGCCAUUCAAACCCCACCUAGCCAUUUUCGGGACCCUUUUGGGUGCUUGUAGGAUCCACAAGAACUUAGAACUGGCAGAGUAUGCUGCGAAAAACCUCCUUUCUCUUGAUCCAUCAAGCGCAGCUGGCUACGUUCAACUCGCUAAUGUUUAUGCUGUGACAAAAAGAUGGGAUUGUGUUUCAAAAGUUUGGCGAUCGAUGAAAGAAAAUAAUGUAGUUAAGACACCCGGGUAUAGUUGGAUUGAGGUGAAAGGUGAGAUUCACGAGUUCAGAUCAGGAGACAGGGUUCAUCCUGAACUUGCCUGUAUACACAAAAAACUAGUCGAAUUGGAUAAGAAAAUGAGGUUUGCAGGCUAUGUUCCUGAUCUUGAAUUUGCACUACAUGAUGUGGGAAAGAAGCAAAAAGAGCAGCUUCUGUUGUGGCACAGCGAAAAGCUAGCAAUUGCUUUCGGCCUCCUCAGAUUGCCCGAAGGGAUUCCAAUUCGAGUAUUUAAGAACUUGAGAGUCUGUGGGGAUUGUCACCGGGCCACCAUGUUCAUCUCAGCCUUAGAAAAACGGGAAAUCAUUGUUAGAGAUACUACUCGAUUUCACCAUUUCAAGAAUGGGGUUUGCUCUUGUAGUGGAUAUUGGUGAUUACUGAUUCAUCUAAAUUUUAACUGAAUAAUGUUUUGUUGAUACUAUCAAGAUUACCAAUUUACCUA
Cannabis sativa is the source of this 2469-nucleotide messenger RNA. Its product is annotated as pentatricopeptide repeat-containing protein At4g16835, mitochondrial. Gene Ontology annotation, molecular function: RNA binding; protein binding; zinc ion binding. The record is from RefSeq and is a predicted model, not a curated record. Gene Ontology annotation, biological process: RNA modification. The coding region runs from base 383 to 2401 and encodes 672 amino acids. The transcript has a single exon. Lineage: Eukaryota; Viridiplantae; Streptophyta; Magnoliopsida; Rosales; Cannabaceae.